AUGCCUGUUUCCACCUCAGAUGCGCCGGGUUUGAGGCGCGUGGCUCUAACCAGUGAGGCAGCGCGUCUUAUUGAUGACAUGAUCCGCUCAGGGAAAUAUAAGGAGCUGCUGGACGCCAUUAAAGGGUUCCGCAAUGGUUUUGUAUACGGCGCUCGUAUUCGUGCCCCACAUGCCCUUGUACUGAACCUUGUGUGGACCAAUGCCCCAUAUCGUGUGAUGGCACGUAAAAUCUAUCAGGUGACAAAGCGGCACAGCAUUGCGCUUGGCUGUACAAGCCUAACGUUUUCUCUUUUGCGAGCGUUUCUCCGUAAGCUGCAUGGUGGCCCACAAAAUUGGCACAGCGCAUUGGCCGGGUUUUUUGUUGGUGUUAUCUUCUGGGGUGAGCAGAAUCCAGUGACGGUGCAGAUGAGCAUGUACAUGCUGUCUCGCAUUUUGAGUGCCCUCUUAUUUAUCCUUGCGGGGAAGUUUGGAUGGAAAUUUUCACCAGGCGCCUUUCGCAUCUACUCGGGUGUGUUGUGGAUGAUUGUCAUGCCACUCUUCCUUUACUACGGGGAUGCCAUGCAACCGUCGAUGCGCUCUUCCAUGCGGUACAUUUACCAGGACAAUGAGAAGUACUCCAGCUGGUACGAUCUCCUCUGCGUGAACAGCGACACCUCCUUUUAG
Messenger RNA from Trypanosoma cruzi, 663 nucleotides. Its product is annotated as peroxisomal membrane protein 4, putative. The record is from RefSeq and is a predicted model, not a curated record. Gene Ontology annotation, cellular component: peroxisomal membrane. NCBI's taxonomy places the organism in Eukaryota, Euglenozoa, Kinetoplastea, Trypanosomatida, Trypanosomatidae. The transcript has a single exon. The coding region runs from base 1 to 663 and encodes 220 amino acids.